This is a messenger RNA of Heterobilharzia americana, 705 nucleotides long. Lineage: Eukaryota; Metazoa; Platyhelminthes; Trematoda; Strigeidida; Schistosomatidae. The record is from the annotation of a GenBank genome assembly.
AUGGAGUUCCCUAAUCUCGGAGCAAAUUGUGCAGUAUCAACUUGUCGAAAGCUUGAUUUUCUGCCUGUUCAAUGCUCUGGAUGUCAUAGUAUUUUUUGCAAGGAUCAUUAUUCAUAUAAUAGUCAUAAUUGCAAAAAUCCUGAUAUUCAAGAUAAACAGGUUCCUGUAUGUCCUUUAUGCGGGACAAUUGUUCCUCUAAGACCAGGAGAACUCCCAGAUGUACAAGUGGGUAAUCAUAUAGAUACAGCAUGUCGUUCAAAACCAGCUUUAGAGUUAAAAGGAAAAUUAUUUACAAAUGCCUGUUGUAUGCAUCGAUGUAAAAAGAAAGAACUGGUACCAUUUAUUUGUGAUGGAUGCAAAUUAAAUUUUUGUAUUUCACAUCGUAAUGAAUUAGACCAUGAGUGUAAAGGAUUUCAAGGGAAUCAGAAUACUUCAAGAAAGUUAUCAUCUACUGGAGCAGCAGCUUUAUACAGAGCUAUAUUUAACAAUUCCAAUAAGAUUACAACUUCUAAGGAUGAAUCAUUGACAACUAAUCUGCAAUCAUCAUCUCCUGUUAUACAACAUAGUACAAAUUCGCAUACAAUUGAAGACGAAGAAGAUUUUCAAUUAGCUUUAGCUUUAUCUGCUUCACUUGAAAACAAGACAACUACUUCACAACCAACUAGACGUACCUCUUCAAAAUCACCAUCAUGUACGAUUUCCUAA